AUGCAGACUAGUCGUUCAUCGCGCACGCUGUUGACCUUACCACUCGAACUACAAAGAGAAAUAAUAUCCCACGCUCUUGUACCCAAUCGCAAGGACUACCAGGAUCCGCCGGUCAGCCUGGAUAUUUACCGCGUUCGUGAUGAUAGAGACGUGGCAAGUUUACUGAACUGGAGUAGUACUUGCAAGUGGUUUCGGACGUUACUUGCGCCAAGGUGUUUUGAGACUAUAUCGCUAUGGAAUAGCGCCCAGAGUGCUUUAUCUGUCCAUGCAAUUGCCCAGGGUGAAUGGGCUGGCUCUGUGAAAACGCUGCGUUAUGUCGCCCAACUCAAAGAAGGUCAAGAAUGCCUUUCUAUUGCAGAAUUGCACCCGCCUGAGGUCGAAGCCAUUCUAAACCGGAUUUCUCAAUUUCCCAACCUAGAGCAGCUCACCGUGAGCUUUCUUAUUCAUUACCAGGAAAUUUGGUCUGCUCUUCGAAGGGAACAAACUACCAAUUUCAUCAAUGUUAAUCCUGCGUUCACCACAGUCGAAGAAAAGCGACACCCAUGGCGCGCAUUGCUGUCAGCCGGCGUCAAUUCAAUCAUCCAAAAUCCCUCCUAUGGACGCCUCGAAACAUUCGAAAUCCAAAAUCUAGGCGUGUUUCCCGCAUCUGCGUACGGCUUGCAAAAAUUCCGCAAACUUUUCUCCAAAUUGAAGACAUUCCGACUGUCGUUUUCAGAAUUGGGUCAAACAGGCAGCCUCGAUCCCAAUUUCCAGUUUUUUGAACAAUUGGGCCCGUGGUUCUUCAACAAUCUUCGCUUGGUGGAGAAUCUGAGCGUCGACGCCGGAAGGAGGCAUCUGCUGAGCGAGCAAGUCAGCUAUGGCUUUAACAACACGGGCCUACGUGAGGCUAGAAUGCCAAAACUCCGUAAUGUCAAAUUUCAAAAUCUAUUCCUCUGUAAGGAGGUAGUUGCAUUUUUGACCAAGCAUCUCGGAACCCUGGAGUCGAUCACGCUAGAAAACUGCUAUGGCAACCAUUCUCUAAAGCCUCAGCAUGUCCGGUAUCCAUUUAGCUACCACUGGUGGCAAUUAUUUGAUGCGCUGAAGACGGAGUCGCCGACUCGGCUGGUUGCGUUUGAACUAAAUUUUACGAGGAAUGAGAAGGGGCUGAUUCAAUGGGGUAAAAAGCCGCCGCCGUACGAGAACGAGUGGUACAGCCAACUGAAGAAGUCAGAGGUGCAGCCGGGGAAGAUAUUUCUGUAUGGGGUGGCUUUUCCCGGUGAUGGCCUCACAUAUCCUUACCCUGAAGCAAUUCAAGAGUCUCUGCGUGAAGGGCUUGAUGAGAGAGGCUACUUAUCUUUGAUGGCUAUGGUUGAGUGCAAUGUUAAGAAGAGAAAGUAG
Molecule: messenger RNA, 1377 nt
Organism: Histoplasma mississippiense
Lineage: Eukaryota; Fungi; Ascomycota; Eurotiomycetes; Onygenales; Ajellomycetaceae
Exons: 2
Coding region: 1-1377 (458 amino acids)
Source: RefSeq, a predicted model, not a curated record